Molecule: messenger RNA, 2383 nt
Organism: Suricata suricatta (meerkat)
Lineage: Eukaryota; Metazoa; Chordata; Mammalia; Carnivora; Herpestidae
Gene: RMDN3
Product: regulator of microtubule dynamics 3
Exons: 12
Coding region: 347-1774 (475 amino acids)
Cellular component (GO): mitotic spindle pole; spindle microtubule; cytoplasm
Molecular function (GO): microtubule binding
Source: RefSeq, a predicted model, not a curated record
GGCGCGGGGGAGGCCCGGAGUUUGCAGCCGGGACGGCGGGGUUGUUGCCUGCAGUGUCGUGGGGCUGGGGGAGGGAGCGUUCGGAUCAUCCCACCUGACUCCUCUCAGGGCUGCGGGUGUGUUGGCCAGAAGGCUGCGUCCAGGUUGGGUGAGAGGCGCGGCCGUCCGGCACAGGAGUCUGGGGAAACGUUAGGGUCCAGACUGGGGUGAGGGUAGUCGGGAGCUCAGGUCUGGGCAAGGAGCUAUCUCUAGGGGUUCGGCCUUCGGGGUGGGUGGCCCACGUUCACGAAUCUCUCUGCCCCCCGCCCGCCUGCUUCCAGUGGCUCACGCGGGCUGCAGAUGCAGCAUGUCUAGACUGGGGGUCUUGGGCGGCGCCCAGGCCGGGUUGGGACUGUUGCUGGGCACCGCCGCGGGCCUUGGAUUCCUGUGUGCCCUUUACAGCCAGCGGUGGAAACGGACCCAGCGCCACGGCCACAACCAGAGCCUACCGAACUCCCUGGAAUACACACGGACCUCAGAGCCCGGACGCCAGGUGAGGCCUUUGCGGGCGGUCCCCGGCGAGGCUGGAGAUGCUGCGGUGCUGCCCAGCCUUCCACGAGAAGGGCAGGAGGAGGUGCUGGACCGCCUGGACUUUGUGCUCAGCAGCCUGGCGGCCGUGCGGCGGGAGGUGGAGGAGCUCAGGAGCAGCCUGCAGGGGCUUGCCGGGCAGAUUGUUGGGGAGGUCCGAUCCCACAUGGAAGAGAGCCAGAGAGUGGCCCGGCGGCGGAGAUUCCCUUUUGCCCGAGAGAGGAGUGACUCUACUGGCUCCAGCUCCGUCUACUUCACGGCCACCUCGGGAGCCCUGUUCACAGAUGCCGAGAGCGAAGGCGGGUAUACCACGGCCAACGCGGAGUCUGACUACGAGCGGGACUCUGACAGGGAAAGUGAUCAUGGGGAAGAUGAAGUAAGCUGUGAGACUGUGAAGAUGGGAAGAAAGGAUUCUCUGGACCUGGAGGCGGAGGCGGAGGCGGAGGCGGCUUCAGGCCCGGUGGCCAGAGCCCUGGAGGCCGGAGGCUCCCCUGGCCUGGAGGAUGUGCUGCCCCUCCUGCAGCAGGCCGAUGAGCUACACCAGGGCAGCGAGCAGGGCAAGCGGGAGGGCUUCCGGCUGCUGCUCAACAACAAGCUGGCGUAUGGAAGUCGGCAGGACUUUCUCUGGCGCCUGGCUCGGGCCUAUAGUGACAUGUGCGAGCUCACUGAGGAAGUGAGCGAGAAGAAGUCAUAUGCCCUAAAUGGAAAAGAAGAAGCGGAGGCUGCCCUGGAGAAGGGGGAUGAGAGUGCUGAAUGUCACCAGUGGUAUGCAGUGCUUUGUGGUCAGCUGGCUGAGCAUGAGAGCAUCCAGAGGCGCAUCCAGAGUGGCUUUAGCUUCAAGGAGCAUGUGGACAAAGCCAUUGCUCUCCAGCCAGAAAACCCUAUGGCUCACUUUCUUCUUGGCAGGUGGUGCUACCAGGUUUCUCACCUGAGCUGGCUUGAGAAAAAAACUGCUACAGCCUUGUUCGAAAGCCCUCUCAGUGCCACUGUGCAGGAUGCCCUCCAGAGCUUCUUAAAGGCUGAAGAACUACAGCCAGGAUUUUCCAAAGCAGGGAGGGUAUAUAUUUCCAAGUGCUACAGGGAACUAGGAAAAAAUUCUGAAGCUAGACAGUGGAUGAAGUUAGCCCUGGAGCUGCCAGAUGUCACUAAUGAGGAUUCAGCUUUCCAAAAGGACUUGGAAGAAUUGGAAGUAAUUUUAAGAGAAUAAUCACAUUUCAAUAGCCUUCAUGACUUGAGGAAAACUGCCCUGCUUAUUAGAUCAGGAAUCUAAGAUUAAGUGAGGGUCUGGACUCCCGAGCCUGACUGGUAUCUAUAACCAUUCCCCAAUUUCUUUCUUGUUGCCCACUGGGUUAAUUUAUUCUAAGCCCUUACCUAAUCUGAAAUUGGGGAAGGAUUUGAGGCCCGGGGAUUUCUGUAGUUCACUUAAGUGAAUUCUUGAAAAACCAAGACUAGCACUGAAGGCUGCCUUCAGCCUGUGGGGGAUGAACUUCAAAGAGCUAUAGGAACAAAACAGCACUGGUACUCCCUAAUCUUUUCUACUGAUUAAUAUUCUACACCAAAGUGUAUAGUCAUAAGACCAUCAGGGUAAAAGGAAAGGUCAGGGCAGCCCAAGGAUAUUGCCCCCUUCUCCCCAUCAUGUGAAUUCUAACCGUAUUCCUGGGCUGAGGGGCUGGACUGCUUGACUUUCAGAAUCCUGGCAGCUUUUGGAAGGGCACCAGUGCAGAAGACUUAUGAGACUGUGAAAUGAUGAUCUGAGGGGUUGCCUGGAAUAUAUUUUGGUACAAACCUGAAAUAAACCAAAUUUGAUUAGAAGUGA